This is a messenger RNA of Esox lucius (northern pike), 12595 nucleotides long. RefSeq names its product protocadherin-16. Gene Ontology annotation, cellular component: plasma membrane. The transcript has 33 exons. Lineage: Eukaryota; Metazoa; Chordata; Actinopteri; Esociformes; Esocidae. The record is from RefSeq and is a predicted model, not a curated record. Gene Ontology annotation, molecular function: calcium ion binding. The coding region runs from base 560 to 10492 and encodes 3310 amino acids. Gene Ontology annotation, biological process: homophilic cell-cell adhesion.
CGGAGUCCUUUGCGCGCUUGAGCUCUGUUCUACUGGAUGCUGAACGAGAGGUGACCGUUAGAACCGCACAGAGAGAGAAGCCUGCGGGGUACAGAACCCUUCUUCUAGCUGCUCGCUAUCAGCUGCGACUGAACGGAGGACAGGAGAGGAACUAACCUAUUUUUCUGACAGAGAGAACCGCUUACCUCACCUGCCGCCGGAGAGGCAUAAAGGAAUACGUUCGCUUUCUCUCGGAGUGACCUAUGCGGCGGCUCUAGAGGUAGAGAGGUACGCCUAACAACCGACACGUGGAAUAUACAUUCAUCUUUUCUUCGUGGUGGAUAUUAUGAGUGGAAAAGCGGACAGGGAGCAGCAAUCUUUGGUCUAUUAAAGGAUUUUUUUUCCUUCUGUGGAUUGUCUGGCUGUGUGUCUGCGUCGUUAGGGGAAUAGGGGAGUAGUGUGCAUAGACUACUAAUCUCUUUUUUUAAUAGAGGAAUAACGAAAUACCGGGAUAUAACGGCUGUCGCAUAACCUACAUUGAGGAGCUUCCGCGGGUUCAGAUGCAUGUGUAGAAGGCACCAUGACAAUAACGUGUUCAGGUCGGCCCAGACCCAGCGGUCCAUGCCUUUCUUCAGGUCUGUGGAGGCGACCAUCUAUUCUCCUGCUCUGUGUGGUCUUGGUGCUGGUUGCAGUCCAUCCAACCGCGGUCCUGGGAGCUCUGGAGCUCCGGCUGGAUGAGGAGCAGCCGGCAGGGACCAUAGUCGGGGACAUUAGUGCCGGGCUACCCCCGGGGGUCACCGCCUCUCUCUACUUCAUCUCCGACCAUGAGGGCACUGGAGUGGGCAGCGACCUCCACAUCGAUGAGACCUCGGGGAUCAUCACCACGGCGCGCCGCCUCGACCGCGAGCGGAAGGACCACUACAGCUUCAUCGCCGUAACCAUGACCGGGGUCACCAUCGAGGUGUCCGUCACGGUCGACGACAUCAAUGACCACGCCCCUGUUUUCCCCAAGCCCAAGCUGUCGCUGAAGAUCCCGGAGCAGACGGCAGUGGGAACCCGGUUCUCCCUGGACCCGGCGUCAGAUGCGGACCGCGACCAGCUGACCACUCAAGGAUAUGUGAUUAAGGAGGGCAACAUCGGUCAGGCCUUCAGACUGGAGACCAAGAGAGGUGCUAACAAGGUGUUGUAUCUGGACCUGGUGGUGAACGGGGUCCUGGACAGGGAGAAGAGGUCCUCGUACAGCCUUAUUCUGGAGGCCUUCGACGGGGGAAGUCCCCGACGCACCGGGCUGAUGACCCUGGACGUCUCUGUCACUGACAUCAACGACCAUGCCCCUGUCUUCAACCAGAGCAGAUACCAUGCCAUAAUCUCCGAGAGCCUACCGCAGGGCAGCAACAUCCUUCAGGUGUUUGCAUCCGACGCGGACGAGGGAGACAACGGGCUGGUUCUGUACGAGAUAAACCGACGCCAGAGCGAUCCUGACCGCUACUUUGUCAUGGACAUGAAGUCAGGGAUCAUCACCCUGAACCGGCCGCUGGAUUAUGAGCUAAAACGCGUCCAUGAGCUUGUGGUCCAGGCCAGAGACAACGCUAGUCAGCCCGAGGUGACGAAUGCCUUUGUCACCAUCCACGUCCGAGACUACAACGACAACCAACCCACCAUGACCAUCAUCUUCCUCAGCGAAGACGGCUCGCCACGCAUCUCGGAGGGCGCCCAACCGGGCCAGUACGUAGCGCGCAUCUCCGUUACCGACCCCGACUAUGGAGAGUAUGCCAACGUCAACGUCUCGCUGGAGGGAGGGGACGGCAAGUUCGCCCUGACCACCAAGGACAGCAUCAUCUAUCUCAUCUGCGUCGACCAGGUGCUGGACCGCGAGGAACGGGACUCCUACCAGCUGAGGGUGAUGGCCACGGACGCCGGCACCCCCCCACUGAGAGCCGAGUCCUCUUUCACAAUCCAGGUGACGGAUGUGAACGAUAACCCCCCGCUGUUCGAUCAGCAGGCAUACAGACAGACCAUUCCCGAGGUCGUCUACCCAGGGUCCUUUGUGCUCCAGGUGACCGCCCGGGACAAGGACCAGGGGCCCAAUGGUGAUGUCCGAUACAGCCUGCUCACGGAUAGGAAGACCCACUCUGAUUGGUUCUCCAUCGACCCGGUGACAGGGAUCAUCACCACAGCGAAGGAGCUGGACUAUGAGCUGGAGCCGGCGCCCAGCGUCACAGUGGUUGCCACUGACAACGGACGGCCUCCGCUGUCGUCGACGGCAAGGGUAGACGUGGUGCUGCAGGAUGUAAAUGACAACAAGCCAGUGUUCUCUAGCGACUUCUACAACGUGACCAUCAAGGAGAACUUGGCUGCCGGGACCUGCUUCCUGGAGGUGACGGCAACGGAUGCCGACCGUGGUUCCUUCGGGGCGGUGUCCUACUCUCUGGGGUCCGGCUCUGGCAGCAGAUUAGCAGCGCCGGUUCCGACCCAGUUCACUGUCAACAAGGAGACCGGUCAGCUGUGUACCAGCGCCACACUGGACCGAGACCAGGGGUCAGACACCUACAACCUCACCGUGACCGCCACUGAUGGGGGGGGUCAGAGUGUGGCGGCCCGUGUGCGUGUGACCCUGGAGGACAUCAACGACAACCCCCCGUCGUUCUACCCCCUCCUUUACACUGUCAGCCUCAGCACUCACAGCCCCCCUGGGACCUCCGUUGCCAAGGUAACAGCAAAAGACCCCGAUGCUGGCGACAACGGCAAGGUGACCUACCGCACUGUGUCGGGGGGAGGCUCCGCCUUCUUCACCCUCAACAAGGAUACGGGCGUAAUCUCCCUUUCAAGGUCGCUCCACGGUAAAGCCAACACCCUGGUGUCCCUGGUGAUCUCAGCGCAGGAUGGCGGUGGCCUGACGGCGCCGGCAAACGCCCGUGUGAAUGUGAGCGUGGUGGGCGGUUCGGUGUCUCCACCGCUGUUCGACCAGGCUCAGUACUACUUCACCGUCUCUGAGGAGGUCCUCAGGGGAACGGAGGUGGGCAAGGUCCACGCCACCGUCAAGACUGGUCUUUCCCAGGAAAUCUUCUACUCCAUCUCGUCAGGCGACCCGGACGGUUAUUUCACCGUGGACUCAACCUCUGGGGCCCUGCGGACCUCCCUCCCUCUGGACCAUGAGGCCCGUCCCAGUCUGGAGCUGGUGGUCCAGGCCCGCUAUGGCUCGCCACCCGCCUACGGAACCACGCGCGUUCACAUCGCCGUCUCUGACGUCAAUGACAACGCCCCGUCCUUCCUCCCCUCCUCCUCCGAGUCCCUACUCCUCCCGGAGGUGACCAAGAUGGGUUCGGUCGUGUACAGGGUCCAGGCGACCGACCGCGACUCCGGUCCCAAUGGGCAGCUGAGUUUCGACCUGGUCUCGACCGGCCCAGGGGGCAGCGGCAGCCAGAGGAUGUUCGGGGUUGACCGGGGCAACGGCGAGCUCCGUCUGAUCGGGGUACUGAACUACGAGAGUGUCCCGCGCUACGAUCUCCAGGUGAUAGCUAAAGAUGGUGGUGCCCCCCAGCUCAGCUCGACCUUCACAUUAGUGGUCCAUGUCCAGGCCCAGGACGCGCAGGGCCCCGCCUUCGACACGCUAACCUACCGUGUGGAGCUGCGGGAGAACACGCCAAUGAAUACACGCUUCCUGCAGGUCCGUGCCCUCAACAGAGAGGCUGCUGGGAACGGCGCUGGAUCCUCUUCCUCAGUGACGUAUAGGCUCCGUCCGGAUGGUGACGCGGCAGGGUUCGGGGUCGCACCUGAUAGCGGGUGGUUGUUUGUUCGUAGCUCACUGGAUCGGGAAGCGAAGGACAUGUACCUGCUGACCGUAUUGGCUAGCUCUGGCCCAGGGGACCAGGGCGUCGCGGGGGUGGGCAGGACGGGCAGUGCCACAGUGAGGGUCUCUGUAACGGAUGAGAAUGACAACAGUCCCCGCUUGAGUCCAGAGCGAGUGUUUCUAGCCGUGCGAGAGAACCUUCCAGUGGGUACGGGGUUCGGGCGGGUGUCGGCCACUGACAGAGACGCGGGGCUGAAUGCCCGACUGACCUACAGGCUUCUACACAGCGACAGACAUUUCCAGAUCAACUCACACACAGGAGAGAUCAGUACCAGGUUAGGUCUCGAUAGGGAGAGGCAGUCUAGCUACCAGCUGGUAGUUGUUGUGCAGGAUGGAGGCACGCCCCCUCGCAGCGCUACUGGUACCGCUCACAUCACUGUAUUGGAUGAAAACGACAAUGCCCCUGUCUUUAGCCACACCCACCCUGAGAAAGAGCUGCUUAUACAGGUGAUGGAGGGAUCCCAGCCUGGCUCAGUCCUUGGUAUAGUAACCGCUAAAGACCCAGAUGAGGGAGAGAACGGAACAAUCUAUUACUCACUGUCAGGUCCCAGGGUAGAUCGUUUCUCAGUGAACCCCGCCACUGGGGAGCUGCGUUCCUCUUCCCCCCUGAGACACAGCGACAGAGCCGAGUACAGCCUGACAGUUACGGCCUCUGAUCACGGCACGCCCCCACACACCUCCACCUGCCUGCUACGCAUUCAGGUUCUGAGCUCCAGUAAGACGUCAGCCAAAAACACCCUCUCCAUGACCCUGAACUCUGUGGAGGGCGCCAUCCCCGGCUCUGUCAUUGGCUCUGUCCGGUCACAUGACCACCGGGACCCACUCUUGUUGGACAGCCAGGUGACGUACGUGGUGGUGGGCGGGACGGACCGGCAAGGGACGUUCAUGGUCGACCGGUUAACGGGAGAUGUGUAUCUGGUCAGAGAACUGGACUACGAAGAGGGGGACAGGUACACGCUUCAUGUUGAGGUGUCAGAUUUCACAAGGGCGUUUCCCAGCAGCCACAGAGUCCAGCUGGACAUUAACGUCCAGGACAGGAAUGACCACGCGCCCCAGUUUUCUGAGGACCCCGUUACCAUAGUAAUACCCGAGAACACCCUGCCGGGAGCCUCAAUCUACACAUUCCAGGCUGAUGAUAAGGACGGCAGCGGCCCCAAUAGCGCUGUGCGGUAUUCAAUAGAGCAUCGCUGGCCUGACUCGCCCAGCCUCCUGACCCUUGACCCCUCCACUGGGGUCCUGACCCUGGGUCAGAGUUUAGACCAUGAAGCCACAGCCUCCCUGGUCCUAGUUGUCAGGGCAACGGACCAGGCGGAAGAUCCGUUGUCACGGCGCUGGGGGUCAGUGACAGCCCAGGUGUUUGUGACGGACGUGAAUGACAACGCUCCGGUCUUCAGCUCCCCUUCUGCCGUCAGCGUAAUGGAGGACCAACCUGUCGGGUUUGUGGUGGUGUACGUGAUGGCUCGUGAUGAGGAUGAGGGAGAGAAUGGACGAGUGACAUACAGAGUCCAGUCAGGAAACAGUGCUGGGAGCUUCAGCCUCAAUCCAAACACUGGCUCUCUGUCCAUUCUGAAGGCACUAGACCGUGAAAACCAGGAGGUGUUCAAUCUGACACUUGUAGCAGAGGAUCACGGGAUGCCGGCGCUGUCAACAAGUCAGGUGCUGUCAAUCCAGGUGAUUGACGUCAACGAUGAGCGACCGCUGUUCCAGGGGGAGGAGCUAGUGGCGGAGGUCAGAGAGAAUCAGGUGGCAGGAACCACAGUGGUCACUGUCACUGCAACGGACAGAGACCAAGGUUCUAAUGGCCAGGUCACCUACGGAGGCUUAACAGAAGACGGCUUCACCAUCAACGCCAUGACUGGAGUCAUCACCACUACCAAGAGCCUGGACAGGGAGACCCAGGACCACUACACGCUUACUGUGUAUGCCAGGGAUGGGGGAGUGCCACCUAACUUUGCCACGGUGGUGGUGCGGGUGUCCGUGCGGGACGAGAACGACAACGCUCCGGUGUUUGCCAGGCCCUGGCACACCCUGGAGGUCCCGGAGAACCAGAUCCCCAUGGAUCUGUGUGUCCUCAGGGCCACCGACACAGACAUGGGCCCCAGCGGAACCAUUGACUACAGGAUCUCUGCUGGCGAUCCAAACGGUGACUUCCAGCUUCAUUCCAGUUCGGGGGUCCUGUCCAUCUCUCAUCCCUUGGAUAGGGAGCUCCAGCCUGGGUACACCUUGGAGGUGGUGGCCCUGGAUCGUGGUUCUCCUGCCCUCAGCAGCACAGCCACAGUAGAGGUGACAGUCCUGGAUGUGAAUGACAACAGCCCCGUUUUCGGUAGUAAAAGCUACACUGUGGAUGUCUCUGAGGACGCAGCCCAGGGAACACCAGUCUUAAAGGUUACAGCCAUAGAUGCAGAUGAAGGGGAAAAUGGUCAAGUUCUGUACUUCCUGAGUCGAGAAGCUAGGGGUGCGUUCACCAUCGAUGAGAACACCGGGCACAUCACCACGGCAGCACCCCUAGACCGGGAGAAGACGGCGUCGUACAACUUCCAUGUGUUUGCUGUCGACCUUUCACCUGCAGAGCCCCGAAACACCUCAGCUCAGGUCACCGUGACAAUCCUAGACGUGAACGACAACGCCCCGUUCUUCAUCCAGGACCCCCUGGUCGUUGAGGUGUCGGCCAGCCAAUCACAGCGCGUGUUGGCCACGAUGCGGGCCGAGGACAAGGACUUUGGCGCCAACGGCUCCGUGUUCUACCGUUUCGCCGCCCCGGUGCGGGGCUUCAGCAUCAACUCGCUGACGGGCGAGAUCCAGGGCACGGAAGGCCUCGGAGGGCUGAGUCAAGCCCAGAGGAUGCUCAUCGUUGAGGCCAUGGACCAGGGCACGCCGACCCAGUCCAGCAUGGGCGUGGUGGUGGUCUACGUGAAGGAACAGGAGUACACGGGCAUUCGUUUCCCUAGGAACGCCAGGGACGUCAGCAUACAGGAGAACGCUGCCAAAGGUACAGCAGUUGCCCAGACCAAAGCCCAGUUUCCUAAUGGUACUCAGAAAGGCAUCCGUUACAGCCUCUUCUCUGGCAACCGACAGCAGGCUUUCAGCAUCAGUACCACGACAGGUGAGAUCUCUGUUCAGAGUUCAUUGGGGUUGGACUUUGAGGACACUCCCCGACUCCGGCUGGUGGUGAAGGCUGAGACAGCCGGGUCCACCUCCUUCAUGGCAGUUAACUUGAUCCUCCAGGACGUCAACGACAAUCUGCCGCGCUUUCAGCUGCAGAACUACAUAGCAUACAUGAGAGAGGCUCAGGGAUAUGACCGGCCUAUCAUACAGGUGGUAGCUGAGGAUGUGGAUCAGGGCCAGAACGGUCAGGUGACUUACUCCAUCCAAUCAUCUGGAGGCAUGAGCGGCCUGUUCAAGAUCGACCCGGUCACAGGAAGCAUCUCCACGGCUGCCAUCAUGGAUCGAGAGAUCUGGAAACAGACCAGGUUGGUUGUCACGGCGACAGACAGGGGAAGCCCGCGGUUGGCUGGUUCAGCCACAUUAACUGUGAUCAUCGUAGACCUGAAUGACAACAGUCCCACCAUCCCUCUCCCGACGGAGGUGCGCAUCCCAGAGAACACCCUGAUCGGCACGGAGAUCACCUUGGUGACAGGCAACGACGUGGACUCCAGCCCGGCCCUGUCCUACAGCCUCCAGCUGGGCGGUUCGGCCCAGGGGACAUUCGGGAUCCACCGCUACAGUGGAGGGCUUUCCUUGACCGGGCCGCUGGACUACGAGGACCGGACCUGGUACAUGGUGACCGUCAGGACGACGGACUCCCAGCACCAGGCAGAGGCGAACAUCACCGUACUGGUGGAGGACGUCAACGAUAACGCCCCCGUGUUCACACAGGAUCUGUACCAGGUAACACUGCCUGAGCACGGCCCUCCCGGCAGUCCGGUUGUCACGGUGACGGCGACGGAUCGCGACUCGGGGGACAAUGGGAAGGUGACCUACAGAGUUCAGUCAUCAACACGAGAGGGCUUCUACGUUGACCCCAGCAAUGGUACCCUGUUCAUCAAUGAGAGGGCCGAGUUUGAUCCAGAGAACCCGUCAGUUAGUGUGGUCGUCGAAGCCCGUGACGGUGGUUCUCCACCGCUCUUCUCCCUCACCACCGUGCAGGUCCACCUGUCUGACGUUAACGACAAUGCUCCCGUUUUUCACCAAUCAGAGUACAGGGCGACUGUGUCGGAGGAUUCCUUCCCCGGGGUGACCAUCCUGACGUUGGAGGCUGUGGAUGCAGACCUGUCCCGGGACAACCGCGGUUUGGACUUCGCCAUCGCCAGCGGCAACACAGGGAACAUCUUCCAGAUUGAGAGCAGUGUGCGCUUCCAGGAGGGGCGGGGCUUCCAGACUGUGGGGAUGCUUCUGUUGGCGGAGAGCCUGGACUUUGAGGCCACGCCCCUCUAUAACUUGACCGUGGUGGUGUCGGACAGGGGGGUUCCGCAGCGGAGCUCUAGUGUUGCUGCGGUGAUAACGGUUGGAGACGUAAACGAUAGCCCGCCGGCGUUCAGCAGGGGGGAGUACACAGUGUCCCUCAGCGAAGGAGCGGCCGCCGGAACCGAGAUACUUCGACUGACUGCCACAGACCCAGACACAGCCCCCAACGCAGAGGUCCAGUACAGCAUCAGCUCCGGCGAUGAGAUGAACCUGUUUUCGGUCGACCAGUGGACGGGAGCAUUGCGGUUACAGCGAUCUCUUGACCGAGAGCAUCGGUCCUCCCACGUGGUCAUUGUCCAGGCCUCAGACGGCCUUGGUCACUUCGCCCUGGCCCCAAUCAGUGUUGAGGUCAAAGACGUCAACGAUAACAUACCAUUCUUCCCCAUCAAGACCCUGACUGCCAGCAUCAGAGAGAACCAGCCUGUAAACUCGGUUGUGACAAUACUCCAUGCUAUAGACCAUGACACUGGGAUGUAUGGCCAGUUGAGAUACCACAUGGCAGAUCGAGGUCAAGGGGUCAAAGGCCGAGAGGCCUUUACCGUGGACCCCAGUUCAGGAGAGCUCAGGACCAAGAUGAUCUUUGACUUUGAGAAGGUCAACACGUUUAGUUUUGUUGCCCUGGCAGUGGACGUAGGCAAUCACUCUGCCUCAGUGACAGUCCAGGUGUACGUGACGGGCGAGGAUGAGUACGACCCGCUCUUCGUCUCGCCGCAGUUCUCCUUUGAAGUCCCAGAGGGGGCGAAGAAGGGUCAGAGCAUUGGCCAGGUCCAGGCGAACGAUGAGGAUGGCGGUGUGGACGGCAUCAUACUCUACUCCCUCCCCAACACUUCACCGUACUUUGACGUCAACAAGACCACCGGGGUGGUCUUCCUCAAGAUGGACGGGUCAUCUAGUCGUAGCAGUGGGUCCGGAGGGCGAUCUAAACGUGAGACCCGGACCAUGACGCUGGAGGUCCAAGCCCACAGCCCGUUGGACACAUCCCGCGUCACCACCGCCCAGCUGAACAUUGACGUGACCAACACCUCCUUCGGCUUGGGGGCGGACCUAGACGUCUUGAUGAUCAUUGUCAUUGCGGUGUCUCUCGGGGUGGUGGUCCUCCUCGUGGUUAUGGCAGUGGUCAUCUUCCUGGUCAAGUCCAAAAGGCGGAGGACUAAAAAGGAACGGGAGAACAGUACUAUUACUUCAGGAACCGCACUGCAGACAGUCGACGAGUCCGGGGGUUCAAGUAGGAUUUAUCAUCAGACGUUACCAGGGUAUGCCGGCGACCAGUGCGGAGCCGGGGGUGGUCCUUACACCCGCGGGGGCUCCCUCGACCCCUCCCACUCCAGCGGGCGUGGCUCGGCCGAGGCGGCGGAGGACGACGAGAUCCGCAUGAUCAACGAGUACCCCCGCGUGGCCUCUAUCUCCUCUUCCAUGCAGGAGCACAUCUCGGCCCGUGGGCCGGACUCCGGCAUCCAGCAGGACGCUGACCAGCUGUCAGACGUUUCCUGUGAGCCGGCGGCGCUGGAGGGAAGCACCUGGUUCAAAGGCAAAAAGCUGGGCGGGAGCCUCAGCGGUACCCUGCUGUCCGGACAGCUGCCUGUCUACAGGGACGAGCUGGGGGGUGGCUACCUGGGAGUGGGAAGGGGGCUCAACAUCUCUCACCCCAAAGACUACGCCUUCCCUGAGGACGGAAAGCCCUCUGUGGAUGGGUCGCUGACGGCCAUAGUAGCCAGCGACGAGGAGCUGAGAGGUAGUUAUAACUGGGACUACCUGCUCAACUGGUGCCCGCAGUUCCAGCCGCUGGCCAACGUCUUCACGGAGAUUGCCCGGCUGAAAGACGAGACAGCUCCGCAGAACGAGGUCAAUCCGCGUCGGCCCUUCCAGCCCAAAGCCAAGACAGACCCCAAGCCUCGAAUCGACCCCCCGCCCCUCAUCACGUCUGUGGCUCACCCCGGGGCCAUGUCUGUCCCCCCGAAAGUCCCCGUCAUAGGACGCACCUUCCCCCACUUAGCCGCGCUGCGACGAUCCCCCAUCAGCCACGAAGGCUCCAUAUCUUCUGCAGCCAUGUCCCCUAGCUUCUCCCCUUCCUUGUCCCCCCUGGCGGCGCGCUCCCCAGCCGUCUCACCCUUUGGGGUCACCCAGGGCCCGUCGGCCUCCAUGAUCAGCACCCGGGAGCCAUCUCUGGACCACAGCCCUGACCACGAGAUGAGGAUUUAAAAUCAGUUUUCUUUUUUAUUAGGGGUUUUACAGUGUUAUUUCUUCAAUGGACUUUUGUAAUCUGAAAGCAUGAUUGGUUCUCAGAUCUCCAUUUCUAUGACAGAUGAUGUUGUAAGAUGUAAAGUGUUUGGUUUUAGAGAAACUUUUCCCUGGUGUACAUUUACCCUUCUGAAGUGAGAACCUAACUCUGGGUCUUAGAACACAAUUCUAGGAUGACUUUUCGGUUUGUCCUUCUGAAAGGAUUGGGGGGAUUCAGUGUUCUCUAUGAACUUUUGGACUAGUGAGACCAAGUGAGUGCCAAUAUGAGGAUUGAAGAACAUGGGAGGUUCACAUUCAUCCUUUUUUUCAGAAGGGUAAUGUGGAUUAUAAUAUCCUUCAGAAUGUCUUUUCUCAUUCUUAGAGUACUUUUGACCUAUGGCCUUUCCACCCCUCCAUGGAGGAACCGUGCAAAUGUGGCAAGGUCAGCAUCGACAGCAAACCAGACCUCUGCUCCCUGGCACGUCCACCAUUUUGUAGGGUGAAAGGGUCACCAUUGACUUACAGCAUGACACAGGCCUCUCAGAACUGCCCCAGGGUUAGGAGAUCAAGACGCCUCUCGGCUGCAGAAGGAUCCAACCCUAGUCUGCAGCCACCUGCAGCUGCAGACCCGCCCUGCCUGCAGGUCCAAGGCCCACAGUAGUGAAGUGUGUAGAUACAUUGAAUGUGUAGUGUUCGCGUCACUCCUCGCUGGCUGGCCAGAGAGCUGAAUGCUCCACUGUUCCUCUCUUCUGUCUGUUCACGUUCAAGAACUCCAUUUACAACCCCAGCGUUUUCUUUUACGGUGCUCUCAGAAACAAAAUGGCUGCUCACAUUACAUACAAGAUGGCUGCUUGACAAACAGCUGUAAUUUCUCCUUCUGUGGAUCCAAUGGACUAGGUGCACUGGUUGAAAAGACAUCUACUAGCCAGUGUACUUUGGAAAGAGAUUGUUUUCCUUUGUUGCUAAGCCACAGAAGAGGCUUAUUUGGUUUUGUUCGUAUUUUUUAAUAUAUAUUUUUAUAAUGAACUUUAAUUUCUAAUUUGAAAUGCCAGGUUAUCAUUUCAUUCUAUUUACAUGCGUGUAUAUUUGUAUGUAUGUAUAUGUACAUGUAUGUAAAUUCACAUAUGUGUACAAACGUAUAUGUACACAUAUGUACAUUUACAUGUAUGUUUUCUUGUCAUAGGUUUUAGUGCCACUGUGUGUGUUAGUGAACUCCAGACACUAGAGAAGAGAGUGACUGGGGGACCGUGUUUUGAUAGCUAUUUAUAUGAAGAAAAUGAACUAACAGUCAUGUUGACGGCAGGAAAUCACAUUCACUUUCAAUAUCCUGUAUUGUAUCUUGAAACUAUAAAUUUUUGUCAAAAUGAAGAUCUUCCGAAAAAGAAAUCCCAGCAAAAAUGUACACACAACCAGAUGAAGGAUGGAACCACAGACUAUCUUAGAGUUCAUUCACGAUCUAAUGGGAUAUACUGAUCCUAGAUCAGCACUUCUCCUCUGAGAGGCUUUGUGGAUACAGGCAUUAGGACACAGCUGUCCUCACUCCGGGCAUAGUAAAACAUAACUGGACCUGUUUUCAGCUGUAAUGAUCCAUUAGCAAUCUACAGAACUAGUUCACUCUGGAGAUCAGGGAGAGUUCUGUGUCAUGUUCACCUGUGUCACUUUUAAAUGCUUCAGGAUCAACUCAAAGGUCAAUCUUGUGAUGUCGUCAUAACCGUCAUUGUUUUUUUUUUUUCCUAUGAUGUGGUUUCUAAAAAUGGCCAAAGUCAUUGGCUGAUCUUGGCUAUAUUGUUAACAGCUAUGAUAACAAAAACAAAUUUAUUUAUUAUUUAAGGUUAAGGAUAGGGUAGCUUGGUGUUACAUUUGGUUUAUGGUUUGGUUUAAGGAGAGAAAAUGUACGACUAUAAAUUGGCUAAAUAGUGACAACCUUAUUGUUGCUAUUCACUGAAGUGUCAGUGUCAAUUGUAGUUGGAGCUGUUUGUACAUGACUAGCUAAAGAUUUAGGAUCUGAAAAUCAAAUGUCAAUUUAACUCAGGCUCGUCAUGCUCCCAAUCCAAUACCUGUGGCUUCCAAUAUAUAUAUAUAUAU